AUGUCUAUGUUUAUCUCACCACCCGCCUACGCGAAAGUUCCUCCUCGCAGACAGUACUUGGGUGCCAGCAGUGCUCUCAGCGCCUCUGCCAACCCCGAUGAGGACUGGACCAAGGGAUGCCCCCCUGUAGGCAAAAAGCUUAAGCGGCGUCUCGAGGACCUUGAGCACUGCGCUGGCUCUUCGGAUUAUGCCGAGUCCGGUAAGCAGCCCCAGAGGAUCAUCAAGUCGAAGCGAUCUUUCUCUUCCUCCAAACCACGAAAGUCGCAACCCGCUACCACCGCCAAGCCUGUCGACUCUCAGGGCCCGUUUACUCCUCCCAUGGAGCCGACUGACGAUCUAUUCUUCCCUGGCACCUAUGACGAUCGGACCCGCUCUAGGAGCCCUCCUCAGUUCGCUUGCUCGACUUACCCAGUUCCCGACGAGAUCGUCCUCGCUCUCGAGGGCUCCGCUCAGCCCUACCCGAUAAUGACCACCGCUGAUGACUAUCCUAACUACUUGUUGGCUCCUAUCUUCCCUAUGAUGCUUCCCUCGAUGACGCACUUUAGCGAUGUAGUCAAAUGGGAGUUAUACCUCGCCUAUAAUGGACUGACCCCUUACACUAGUCAUGGCUACAUGCCUCCCAUGGACUUUAAUGCUCCUAGCCCCUACGACUAG
Molecule: messenger RNA, 654 nt
Organism: Fusarium falciforme
Lineage: Eukaryota; Fungi; Ascomycota; Sordariomycetes; Hypocreales; Nectriaceae
Product: BZIP domain-containing protein
Exons: 2
Coding region: 1-654 (217 amino acids)
Source: RefSeq, a predicted model, not a curated record